Molecule: messenger RNA, 1260 nt
Organism: Oppia nitens
Lineage: Eukaryota; Metazoa; Arthropoda; Arachnida; Sarcoptiformes; Oppiidae
Product: choline kinase A2-like
Exons: 3
Coding region: 49-1260 (403 amino acids)
Biological process (GO): CDP-choline pathway; phosphatidylethanolamine biosynthetic process
Cellular component (GO): cytoplasm
Molecular function (GO): ethanolamine kinase activity; choline kinase activity
Source: RefSeq, a predicted model, not a curated record
AAAUUUUUAUAAAAUUUGUUAUAAUUUUAAAUAAUAACAAUUCUAAUAAUGGCUAAUAAGGAUAAUAAGGAUAAUACAAAUAAUGCUAUAAAAGAGACACAAAAAGAGUUUAAAAAUACUCAAAAUAUAACUAAAAUUGAAGAUUUUGGGUUAAAUAAUAUGGAUUUAUAUAGAGGAGACACACCAACUGAUAUCAAUGAUCAAUGCUUACAGUUAUGUAAAGAUUAUCUGUCGGGUGAAUGGAUUCAACAAACAGUGGACACUAUUACUAUCAAACGUAUUACGGGUGGACUAACUAAUCAGUUAUAUUAUUGCGGUAUUAAUGAACCAAAUCCGACAUCAAAAGUACCACAAGAGGUGGUCAUUAGAUUUUACGGGAAAAAACAUAUCAAAAAUAGCAGCGAUAACUAUGAAAGACUUUCCGAUGUUAUCAUUGAUUUGAUGGUAUCUGAAAAUCAGCUUGGUCCUAAAGUCUAUGCUAUAUUUGAACAUGGACAAAUUAUAAAAUAUUAUAAACAUAGACAGUUCAAAAUUGCUGAACAAAGUAAUCCUAAACUGGUUGAUGAAGUGUUCCGCAAAUUGGCCCGAAUUCACGCCAUGGAUGUGCCCAUUAAACGUACAAAUACUCGUUUGGAUAGAAUUGAUGAAUGGUAUAGAUUUGCAUUUGAAGGCAAUUUUGAUAUCAAAGCAAUAUUUGAAGCAAACAAUUGUCAAACACUAUUAAAUGCUGACAUUAAAAGCGAAAUUGAUUUUAUUAAGGAUGUAAUAGUAAAAGCCGACAGUCCUAUUGUGUUCAAUCACUGUGACUAUAGAUCAAGUAAUUUAUUAGUUACUGAAUCGGCCGAUAAAACUGACGGUCCAAUAGUUGUCUGCGAUUUUGAGUACGGAUCGUACGGUUUCAGAGGUUUUGACUUUAAAUCACUGAUACAAGAAUGGGGUCGAAAACCGUUUGAUUACUCUGUUGAUGGCUUACCUCUUGAAGACUCAGUUUUACGUCCAUUGGUUGAGAUCUAUGUUAAUGAAUGCGAAAAAAUCUUUGGCAAACAAUUUACAGCAAAUGAAAUCAAUUCUGUGGAUCACAUCAUCAAUGAAAUCAAUUUAUUACAUUUGUUUUCACUUUUGUUUUUAACAAUAUUUUUUAUAAAAAUGGAUUUAGAAGACAAAUCAGAUAUAAAAACUAAUCCAUUUCUAUUCGCGGAAACAUUUCUUAAAAAUUAUUUGGUUCUCAAACAACGUUAUCAGGAAUUGAAUUUAGUAUAA